GAAGGGGAGGGAGGGGAGGGAGGAUAAAAAGCAAAGGGGUCGGCAGGAGCGCGCAGAGGAGUCGCAACAAGUAGAGUUCAGAGAGCGACUUGCUCUAAUGCUCAGGGGAUUGCGACAAGCAGAGAGCCAGGGAGGACCAUCAGUAUAACAAUGGCCAAUCAGAAACCACCGGACGGCGGAUGGGGUUGGGUGAUCGUCGUCUCCUCCUUCUUCGUUCAGUUCCUCUCGUUUGGUUCUCCCUUGGCUGUGGGCGUUCUCUAUGUGGAAUGGCUGGACGCUUUCAAUGAAGGCAAAGGAAAGACGGCGUGGAUUGGAUCCCUGGCCAAUGGGGUCGGGCUGAUUGCAAGUCCGUUGUGCAGUGCCAGUGUUUCUGCCUUUGGUGUCCGCCCAGUGGUCAUUUUCAGCGGAUUAAUGGUGGCCGGGGGGCUUAUCCUGAGCAGUUUUGCACCCAGCUUGUAUUUUCUCUAUUUCUCCUAUGGAUGUAUGGUUGGCUUCGGUUGUGGAUUGUCAUACCCGGCCACAGUGACCGCUACCUGCCAGUAUUUCGACAAGCGGAGAGGACUUGCCCUUGGAAUCGUUUCAACAGGUGCAAGUAUCGGCACGUUCAUGUACGCCAGCCUGCAGAAGGUGCUGAUCUCUAUUUAUGGACUGGAUGGCUGCUUGCUUAUUAUCGGUGCCUUAUCCUUGAAUAUAUUAGCAUGCGGCAUUCUGAUGAGGCCACUUCCCCAGGAUCCAAGCCCACCCCUGGAAAAGCCGAUGCUGGAAAAAACCCAGGACACCUACAUCAUCUACCGUGAAAAAGAAACAGAUCCGGAUGAAACUCAAGGGAUGCUGGGAAUCAUUUCGGGCUCAGAAACAGAUAGAACUUGUGAUGUGAGCAGCACCCACAGUGGGUUUGUGGCUCCCAACUCUACGGCAAAUCGAGAUCUAGAGAAGAACUUCUGCAAACAGCUCGUGAAGACCAACUGCCAACGCUAUUUGACUUACUGGCUUGAUACAGUUGACAUGUUAAAAAACAGAGUAUUCGUCGCGCUGUUCCUCGCCAUCUUGUUCUUUGACAUCGGCGGCUUUCCCGCGUCCUUGCUUUUAGAAGACGUUGCCAAAAGUGCAAACAUUCCGGAUCAGGCCAUGGUUGUUCCGCUGGUUUCCAUCCUCGGAUUCUCCGCCGCCAUGGGGAAACUCUUUUUAGGAAUUCUUGCGGAUUUUAAGUGGGUGAACACCGUGUAUUUAUACGCAUUCACUUUAUUGGCCACUGGGUUCAUCUUGUUCGCCGUUCCUUACGCAAACACUUACGCUGUUCUGGCGGUGCUGGCCGGCAUGAUAGGGAUUGCGUCCGGUAAUUGGUCAAUAUUCCCCUAUGUGACAACAAAGACCGUUGGACUGGACAAACUCACCCACGCCUAUGGGAUACUGAUGUUCUUUGCUGGACUCGGAAACUGCCUCGGGCCCCCGUUAUUGGGCUGGUGCUUUGACAUGACGCAGACCUACGAACAUGCCUUCUACCUCAGUGCGAUAUGUGUGAUUGUGGGAGGGCUGCUUCUAUUUCUAGUGGCGUUACCUCUGUGGGAUAACUGCACCCGCAAAAACUCAAAAUCACCUCCAAAAAGCUACAUUUAUAAACCAGCUUCAAAUGCUUAAGACUGUGACAAUACAUUGGAUUUAUUUCAGCUGGUUAUGUCUCCAAGAGGUGUAACCCCCCCCCCCGACACUCAGAUAGGGGGGUCACAACGCUGCAUUCUCCCACAGCCCCUUCAGGUUCAAUGCAAAUGAACACAAUUACGGACGCGGCCCUCCAGCUGCUAUUGAACUACAACUCUCUGCAUCUUCCCGACAGCAGUUUAAAUGAUAUUUAUAUCACGUCAGUUGUCGGAUCUCCCGGGAAAGACUCAUUUUCAUUGGCGGUGGUUGAUGAUGAUGUUGUUCAAGAUGUAUUUAUUAGUAAUUUGUAUGAUUACAGCCCUACUAUUGUAUCUAAUAAGAAAACUUGAGUUUUAAA
This is a messenger RNA of Xenopus laevis (African clawed frog), 1996 nucleotides long. It is a transcript of the gene slc16a9.L, whose product is annotated as solute carrier family 16 member 9 L homeolog. The transcript is spliced from 6 exons. Bases 151 to 1638 code for a protein of 495 amino acids. Gene Ontology annotation, biological process: monocarboxylic acid transport; transmembrane transport. The record is from RefSeq and is a predicted model, not a curated record. Gene Ontology annotation, cellular component: membrane. Gene Ontology annotation, molecular function: transmembrane transporter activity; monocarboxylic acid transmembrane transporter activity. NCBI's taxonomy places the organism in Eukaryota, Metazoa, Chordata, Amphibia, Anura, Pipidae.